UCUUUUCGACCUGCGUGGAACUUUCGCCACUCGGAGUCACAGUUUUCAACCUCCAUAAUGUAUUUCUACACUAACAUUAAUGUUUAAACAGGCUCAUUUUCUUUCAUGGUUUAUAUCAUGGGAACUUAAGAUGUCAUGUCCUCUUUAAAAGGUCAAACUAUGUUUAGAGCACUUGGAAAGUGGACUUUGGUCUAUUUUAGGGGUUUGUUUCAUCUAUGGGGAAUAGCCGUCAGGUAGUAUAAUUUAAGCUAGUCAGAGACGUUAUUCCUCCUUUUUCUCAAAACCCUCAGUGAAAAAAAUCGACUACUGGUUAAAACUUCGCAUCACAAAUUUGCUGUAUAUUUUUCUCAACACCCUGUCUCCUUUUACGGUUCGCAAAGGUCUAGCUGAGGACCCCCAAAUAAUUUUUUUUGUCAUAAGAAAAUGGUUUUACGUUUUCGAUAAGAUGUGGCUGUAAACUCGACGCGUGGUUGUAACUUUCUGCAGGAAGGGAGAUAUAAUUUACCUAAACUGAACUGACAAACGAUAUCAACCUAUCUCUCACUAUUCUGGGGAUACUCUGGAGCUGCUUCAAGGGGUCCACUUUGGGAAGCACCAGAAAUGUGUGGCUGUAGAGUUGUUUGCUGCAAAAGACAACAAAAAAAAACCAACAGCCACAAAAAAAGUGUAGUGCAAAUCUAUUUGGGAACAUCAAACAAAAACCUAUAAACAGGUAACACAGCUAUAAGCUGCCUAACAUUUGCGUGGGGAAAUAAAACACACAUCGUGUGAGGAAUUUGAAGUGACUGAUGUACAAGUCUGCCAGAAUGAGGCAUUCAUGUGCAGUCAUAUAGAAUGGAAAAGUGACAUCCCUAAUCAGAUGCAAGCUUGUGAAUGCAAUGCUGCAAACACUUUAGUAAUAUCACCGCUGACGAAAAAUACCAGCCGAGAAGCCUGCUACAGAUGCUACUCGUUUUCCAGUGCCUCAGCUGGGCAACCACUCCUCUGAAGGACCCUUCACUCGCAGUGAGGAGGAGAGUGCCUUGAGCUCAGAGGGCCAAAGGUCUCCAGAGGUCGCGGUCCGAGCCUGUACGCCCAGCCUUCCCCCUCCAUCCACACCACCACCAGCACAAGUAAAGGAGAAAGCCCCAACACCCAAGCUGUUCACCCCAAGCAAGCUCAGUUUUACUUCUUCCCAGUCAGGAGGCAACAACAUGAACCUCUCGGACCUGCCUACCUUCAAGCCCGGUGCCUUCCCUCCCAGUGCCUUCAACUAUGAGCGACCGAGGCAUUUUAUUCAAUCGCAGCCGGCCUUCCAGGCACCCAGCUAUGAAAGUGUGCUGAGGGAGGCUCAGGAGAACCAGAAUAACUCCCAGCAGAACCUCAACAGUUCCCAGAAUAGUCCCAGUGUUCCAGAGACAGAGAGUCAAACUAAAACCCUGUCAUUUUCUCAAACUCAGCCAGUGUCAAAGUCCUUGUCACAGACCCAGUCACAGUUUCAGUCUCUAAACCUCAGUCAGAACCAAACCCAGUCUGUCCCCCAGACGCAGUUUCAGGCCCAGGCCAACGGAACGAGCAAGUCCUCUCCCUCCUCUUCCAGUCUCAGCUCUCCCAUAUCCAACCCGGCCUCCUCUGCUGUUGCCACCUUGCUCAGUCCCUCUGCCACCGCCACCGCCACCUCCUCCUCGCCUUUCUCAGCCUCCUCCUCAUCCCCUCUCCCCCGCACCACCAUGCGCUCCACUAUCACCCUAACCCCCAGUGUCCCCAGUGCCACCGGCCUCGGCAGUGCCACCCUGCCAGCCAACCAGGACACCAUAUCAGCACCCGCUGCUUACCUCUGCUCUGUGCUGCCCUCCCAGUCCUCCUUCUCCCCUUUCUCCUCAUCCAAACUGUCUCCCAACUCCAACCUUCCCCACCCCUCCAUCUCCCCCUCCUGCUCCCCACUGUCCCCCUCCAGCCCUCUGCUCCCCAUGAGGGCCUCUCCCUCUCCGUCCUCCCUCCCUCAGCAGCCUCCUCUAGUGUCCCCUUCCCUCCCUCGCUCCCCUCUCCCUCCCUCCUCCUCUUCCUCUCCCCAACAGCCCAACACUCUUAACAGUCAGAACAGAGUACCACCUGCUGUGGUCUCCCUUCCUGCCAGUUACAAGGGGACGCCUAACACCCUCCCAAAGCCCAUUCUGAAGAAGUCUGUUGCUCCUCGGCCUUCCUCUUCUCGUUCCACAGAUGAAGAAAUUCAGGGCUCCAAAGAUGCCCUCAUCCAGGAUCUGGAGAAGAAGUUGCGCUCAAAGGAGGCCAGGAGGAGAAAUAGCCAGAAACUCUCCUAUGAGGAGCGUAUGGCUCGUAGGCUGCUGGGUCCAGACAACGCCAACUACGUCUUUGACCAAGACAAUCUAUCAGACUCGCAGCUCGACCAGCCAGAUUCACCAGAAGGAAGACACACAGGUGGACUAUGGGGGAGGCACCACUCAGGGACAGACGAGAGGGGAAACGAGGGAUCAGCUAUCCAGGAGAAAUGUUAUGCUCCUCGCUUCCUGCAGAUCCCCCCAGACCUCACCGUGGAGGAGGGACGCUUCUGUAGGAUUGACUUCAAGGUUGGAGGACUCCCCACACCAGACAUCUGCUGGUACCUGGACGGCAAAGCCAUUCGUCCAGAUGACUACCAUAAGAUGUUGGUGUGUGAGAAAGGGAUGCACUCAUUCAUCAUAGAGAUUGUCACAGUGCACCACGCUGGUGUGUAUGAGUGUGUGGCCAGGAACCGAGCCGGGGAGAGCAGAUUUACCAUGAAGCUCGAUGUCAUAGCCCAGGAGGUUCUCCGUCCUCCCACCUUUGUCCAGAGAAUGUUAAACUCCAGAGCCCUAGAAGGCGACACUGUUAGGUUAGAGUGCAAAGUGGAGGCUUCCCCUCCUCCACAGCUUUUCUGGAAGAAAGAUAAAGACAUGCUACGCAUUGACCCCAACAGAAUGAGUCUGUACCAGGACGGCUCAGGCCGGCAGUGCUUGUUGAUCGAGAGAUUGAUGAAGUCCGAUGCCGGUUGGUACACUCUCUCUGCCAUUAAUGAAGCUGGAAUGUCCACGUGCAACGCCAGGCUGGAUGUAGGCACUCGCACGGCCCCGGCCAUGAAAACGGCGCCCCCUGGCUCGAAGACGCUGAAGCUGCUGUCGUCUCUGAGCCAUGUGCCUGCUCUGACCGUGGAGGGCCCCGCCCAGCACACCGCCCCACUGUACGAGAGUGAAGAGCUGUAGGCCGCCCUGUCACGUCCUCCUUUAAACGUCAUCUCAUAACUGUAAAACUGGGCCAGAGUCUGUAUGAACUGUCACGUCCGGGCAGAAAAACAGUUUUAAACAAGCUUUGGUUCAGAGUAUUACAUUCAUAGCAUCACAGCAGAUGUGUGCACAUCUCAGAGUACUUUGGAGGUCGGUCCGGAUCAGGUUGAAUAAGUAUAAUUAAACAAGUAACACUUUGGUUGAUGUACAAGGCAGAUAAGCUUAGCCACAUUUUCAAGACUAAGAUAUAUCUGUGAACAUGUGUAAAAAGACAGUUACUGAGAUGCAGUAUUAUAGGAUUCUUCUCUAUUAUUAGAAAAAGUUUAUCUUGGUCUCACUAACAAGCUCAAAACAAAUCUUCCUCCGUCUGUCAGAAGUUUAUUAAUAUUCUGAAUUGGCCUUUGAGAGAUUGUUUUAAAUGCUUUGAGGAAACCACCCGAACCUUCGAGAACACGUCGAGAGAAAAGUUUCCAAGGUUUAUGGUGGUCAAGUGCCUUCUGAGUGAAAGUAAUCCCUCCUCGUAUUGUCCAUCUGCUGCUGUUUGUUAGCCAUGUGCCCACCCCUCUUUCCCUGUCCCUCUCUUUGUUGUCAAGGCUCAUGUUUGAUACAUGCCUGUAAGCCUCUCUACUCUGCCCGCCUGUCUCUGUCUCUUCAUCUGCCCGUCCCGUCUGCUCUCAGCAAUACGGUCUAGGUCAUGGAUGUAUUAAUAGACCUGGGUACGACGCGGCGGAUUCAUCCCUGCUGCCGGUUUUGUCCCAGCCCCAACCACAGUACCGCAACACAGAAUCCCCUGUGGUCCAGACACUAUUUCGCCAAUAGAAAACUAAUGAGAGGGCAUCUCGAACGGCACACAUACAGUACCACUUGUAUUGGACUCUCAUGGCGUACGUGCUGGGUAAGAACCUUUCAUUUGAAUAACUGUGCAUUAUCUUGAAGCACAGUGUCAAGCUUUCUUCCAUAGCCUAGGUAAGAAACAAGGAAACAACCUAGAUUAACUACAGUCUCCACAAUCCAACACUGCCAACAUCUACCACUGCACUUUAAUAAUGACAGCUGUCUCUGUGUCUCAUCCAGCACCUGCCCUCCUUUCCUUUAGCUUGGAGUUGAAAAGGAUGUUUUUCUGUCUGAGCUUCAGAGUUGAAAUGUUUGUCUGUGAAUUACAGCUGCUGCUGAUGGGUGUGUCUACAUUAACUGGAAUGGACAAUCAAAUGUGUAACUCUUACGCUUCCCCUGUUGUUUCAAGAGAGAUCAGGUGAGGGUCACUGUUCAGAUUCUCUGUUGUGAUAUUAAUUCAGCCUAAUACGUGUUAUCAAAGUUGGUUUAUAAUAUACAGUGUAUGUGAAUGAAGCUAUUUAUUUCGAACUGAAGUUAUUAGUUAUCAGUGCUGGGAUUUUGAGUUGCUCCUCUCUAGGCCUGCAAAAGGCUGCAACCAGAGGUGUAUAAUAUCAGCAAGUUGGACAAAGAGCAACAGGCUGCCAUUCUGAUACCCAGCCUCUACGACUGAACACAACACCAGAUCUGCACUCAAAAGAAAAUUCAAACCUAACUUAUUAAGAAAAGUUUACAUCUUAGCACAUCUGCAGUGCAGAUAAGACGUUUUACACUUUACCCAAGAGGAGAAAACCAGAUUUUUUUUUCUCCCUCGAUGCAUGUUUGCAUCAUUAAUGUUCAGUUGAAAAAUGGACAUCAGUAUGUCAGCCUGUUUCCAGAUUUGCCAAACUUUCCAUUUCUGACUAGAGCCUUGUAUAAAAAGAUCUUUCAAAAAGAGGCUUGAUUUGCCUGCUUACCUUGGAACUGCUUGUUGUUAUCGCCAGCCAGGAGGUAAUUAUACAAAAACCUUGUAUUUUGGGCUGGAUCUGCAUGCACACCGAAAAGCUGGUAUUUAACCCUGUGCUGCCACAGUUCAGUGGCAGGAAUUUCUAUCAAGAUGGGCAUAAAAACCUGAGGUCUGAGUCACUGGAGAUGAAAACUGCUUUUUGUGGUUCGAAUGCAGCCCGUUAGAAUAUAUAAACUCGUGUAGUUGGGCUGCAUCUACACAGUAACAUUAAAACAGUCUUUUACUCAGAUCUAAAGCCUUUACAUAGAGUAUUUCUACAGGUUGUCGCAAUGUUUGGAUCAAACAGGGUUAAACACUGGAUUUGCUUAGAGCAUCGGAAUGGUUUUGGUAAGUUAGGCCCUUUUUGUUGAGAUUUUAAAGGCAGGUAGUUGUGUGUAUUCUCUUCAAGUACUGUUUGUUGUGUAAAAUGUUCUGCAUAUCACUGGAUGAAUGAGGAAUAAAGUCUAUGUGACCUUGGCUUUGCCUCCUGCUGUAUGGUCUAAUGCUUAGACAGUGUGAGCCUCAUGUCGCCCUCUGGUGGCUGUGUCAAAACAUUGCCGAUGGAGAUGUGAUUUAAAUAUUAAAUUUACAUGACAAA
This is a messenger RNA of Xiphias gladius (swordfish), 5653 nucleotides long. It is a transcript of the gene myot, whose product is annotated as myotilin. Gene Ontology annotation, biological process: homophilic cell-cell adhesion; dendrite self-avoidance; axon guidance. The coding region runs from base 1194 to 3218 and encodes 674 amino acids. The record is from RefSeq and is a predicted model, not a curated record. Gene Ontology annotation, cellular component: plasma membrane; axon. The transcript has 11 exons. Gene Ontology annotation, molecular function: cell-cell adhesion mediator activity. NCBI's taxonomy places the organism in Eukaryota, Metazoa, Chordata, Actinopteri, Istiophoriformes, Xiphiidae.